AUGGAUCCGGACACCUUUUUGCCGCUGGCAGCACGGUUAAACACGACCGCAAAGGCGUAUGCGGCCACAGAAGCGGUAGCUGCACACCUCAUGCCUUUUUCGAUUGAAUACAAUGGCCCUGCACCUGUUGAUACGUACUUGGUCCUUCACAAGCCUGACGAGAAAGCGACCGAGCCUGUGGACUUGCAAGCCGAUACCGAGGCCGUGUCGGCCUUUCGUGGACGAAAAAUCCACGGCACCAAGCUUCAACUCCCGAAGAACUACACACUCGGCUUCUUUCAUAUGCGCGAGGAAGAAGCGCCCGUUGACUUUAACGCCGCGCCGAAAUCUACUCGCGUCAAAUCGAGCGUCAGUGCUGUGACCGCUCCUCCUGCUCCUGUGCGUGGAUCGCGCUUCACAUUGGAUGACGACGAGGACGAGGAAGACGAAGAAGGGGCAUUGGACCACACAGGUUUCCACGACUAUCCUUCUGCAGCAGACGAGCCAGAAGAAACUUCGGCUGGGCCAGAGCCUUUGGCAUGGGCCAAGCACGGACUGCACCCCGUUGCCUCGGCGGGCAACUCGCUAUGGGUAUGGGGUCCAGACGGCCCGAUUGACUCGGGCGACGAUGCCUAUAUCCGGACAUGCAACGAAUGGCUCACUGCCAUCGCACCCGUCUUGCAUCGCUAG
Molecule: messenger RNA, 669 nt
Organism: Malassezia japonica
Lineage: Eukaryota; Fungi; Basidiomycota; Malasseziomycetes; Malasseziales; Malasseziaceae
Exons: 2
Coding region: 1-669 (222 amino acids)
Biological process (GO): RNA catabolic process
Cellular component (GO): ribonuclease H2 complex
Source: RefSeq, a predicted model, not a curated record